Molecule: messenger RNA, 1152 nt
Organism: Zygosaccharomyces rouxii
Lineage: Eukaryota; Fungi; Ascomycota; Saccharomycetes; Saccharomycetales; Saccharomycetaceae
Gene: HGH1
Product: Hgh1p
Exons: 1
Coding region: 1-1152 (383 amino acids)
Source: RefSeq, a predicted model, not a curated record
AUGCCAACCCAGCUAGAGGAAUUAGUGUCAUUUUUACACUCUCCACAGCCUGCAGUUAAACAAAUUGCACUGGAUAAUUUGGUUGGUUUUAGCCAAGGACCCACUGCAUUGGUAUUCAAAUAUGAUAACUGUAGAGCCAUUGAAGAUUUAAAGGAUCUAGCAAAAGAAAAUUCCAAGAUUUUAGUUCAGCAAUCUGUGACCAUUUUAGCAAAUCUAUGUGAUGAUGAUCUGCUGAGAAGAAGAAUUUCAAACGACGUGAACUUUUUAGAAUAUUUGAGUUGGAAAAUUUGUGAUUUUGGUAAUACUAGCGCCGAUAUUAUGUGUAUCUUAUUGAGUAAUUUGGCUAAGGAAAAUACCAUUAACAAAAUUUUCACAUUUACCAGAAGUGAGAGAAAUGAGGAUCAGGAAAAAUUACCACCAUUGGAUCGUUCUAUCUUUAAGAGUAACAGAGUCAUCGAUUGUUUAAUGGAUUGUUUUGUCAAAGGUUAUGAUAGAAAGUUGAAUAAAUAUUCUACAUUUGACUAUUUGUCAUAUUUUUUUGCUGAUAUUUCAAGAUUUAAAGCUGGUAGACAAUAUUUUAUCGAUACUCAAGAAUACGAUGGUGUUACACCAAUCUCUAAACUGUUGGUUUUCACUGAAAAAUAUGAUUCUAAGAUAAGAAGAGAAGGUGUUGCCUCUACGAUUAAAAACUCGUUGUUCGAUUCAGAGACUCAUCAAAGAUUAUUGGAGGAUGAGAGUAUCAAUUUACUGCCGUACAUUUUAUUACCAAUUGCUAGUGCAAAGGAUUCUGAAAUUGAUGAGGAAGAUAUGUUUAACCUACCAGAAGAAUUACAAUUAUUACCAGAGGAUAAGACAAGAGAUCCUAUUCCUUCCAUUAUCUGUGUUCAUUUGGAAAGUAUUCUUUUACUCUGUACAACCAAGACCGGCAGAGAGUUUUUAAGAAGUAAAUCUGUUUACCCAUUGGUUAGAGAACUGCACAAAAAUGUAGAGGAUGACGAUAUUGGUGAAUUAUGUUAUAGAAUCGUUAACGUUCUAAUGAGAGGUGAACCUGAAUCUAACCAGUUGGAAGAAUUGCCCGCCAGAUCAGCUGAAGACCAAAAGAAUGCAGAGGACUCUGAUGAUGAUGAUGAUGAAAUUGUAGAGGUGGCGUAA